Messenger RNA from Racocetra persica, 296 nucleotides. Lineage: Eukaryota; Fungi; Glomeromycota; Glomeromycetes; Diversisporales; Gigasporaceae. The record is from the annotation of a GenBank genome assembly.
GUCGCCCUGAAUUUAUUUCUUAUGUUUGUGAUGAUUCUGUUGCAAUUCUUUUUAUGUUUGAUUUAUCACAAAUAUCCACAUUGUACAGUAUUAAAGAAUGGUAUAAACAAACAAGAAGUUUUAAUAAAAAUGCAAUAUAUUUUCUCAUAGGGACAAAAUAUGAUAUAUUUAAAGAAUUUGAAAAGGAAACUCAGUAUGAUAUUACAAAGAAGCAUUACAAUCUCAAUUGUCAACUUCCAGAAAUUAAGGAGGCUGGAUAUCCCAUAUUAGAAUAUAAAAAUAAGCAGAAAACAGAU